AUGGCCCAGAAAACCCAAAAUGUGAGCCACCCCGAGGACCGCUCGAACCCACCCAGUCGCACCUCGUCUGCCAAGGACGGCGCAGGAGGGCCAAGCUCAACCAGGCACUCGGCCGCUUCUGGCUCUGCCUCUGCCUCGGGGUCCAUAUCUACCAUCCUGCCCAGAAUGUCAGAUCCCAAUCCUAUUUCUGUUUCCUCUUCAACCACCCACGAAUCUCCACAACCCAUGGACAAGUCGGCGUCGGCGGGCUCCCACGCCGCCUCAUCCGAGGAUGCCUCGGGCGGGACCGCCUCGCCUUAUGGCACGCGCUCACGGAAGCGCAAUGGCGGAUCGCGCAUCAACUAUGCUGAGGACAAGGAUAUCGACAUGGAGCUUUUUGAGAUGUAUCCCGAGCGAGGGCUCACCGCCAACCCAAGACAUGCCGCGUCCUCCAAUGCAUCAUCAUCGGCUGGUGCCACUGCCACCGCUACUGCCAUCACCACCGCCGCCGUAUCGGCAACAUCAGCGGCAACAAAGGCAGUGUCGCCCGCGCCCGCGCCCGCGACGACGGUAGCAGCAGCCGCCCAGCCUGCUCAGCGCUCUGGCAAUGGAUCGGGUCGGAAGCCUCUGCCCUCCUCAGAUGACAGCAGCAGGCAUCACGCAUCCCACCAGCACAGCUCCAAGGAGAAGGAGCAUCAAAAUCACAGCCACCACCCGUCGCCAGCAGCGUCGACAACGGGCACCGGAGCCAGCAGCACACCAAAUGGCUCGGCAAGGUCAAAGAAGCGCAAGGCAGAGCAAAUACAGGCGUCCGCCACCACCAGCAGCAGCCAGGCGCCGUCGGUUUCCCAUGCGCACUCGUCGGCCGUGUCCAAACGGAUUGUGGCGAACUCGUCGCAUGGCGCAAAUGGCACGCGCAGUGGGGGCGGGUACUCGGAGACCAACCUGCUCACGUUUGAUAACUGCAAGUCGAGACCCAAGAAUGGGAGAAUGGUGGCCGACGACGGCACUGUGCUGGAAGUGAACGACCACGUUUACCUGGUGUGCGAGCCGCCGGGAGAGCCGUACUAUCUGGCGCGCAUCAUGGAAUUCUUGCACGUCAAGAACGACAACUCGCUGGCCAUUGAUGCGCUGCGGGUCAAUUGGUACUACCGGCCCAAGGACAUCGGCCGCAAGGUGCAAGACACGCGCAUGGUUUUCGCCACGAUGCACUCGGACAUUAGCCCGCUGACGGCACUGCGCGGCAAGUGUCAGAUCCGGCACAAGGCAGAGAUUUCCAACCUGACCGACUACAAGAAGGCGCCCGACUGUUUUUGGUACGAGAAGCUAUAUGACCGCUACAUCCAGAAAAACUAUGAGGUGAUCCCGACGGCCCAGAUCAUUAACGUGCCCGAACACGUCAAGCGGGUGCUCGACGAGCGAUGGCGCUAUAUUUUGGUGGAGCAAGGCCGGGGCAAGGAGCUGACGAGUGCCGUCAAGACGUGCAAGCGAUGCACCGGCUACUGCGCGAGCAACGAUUCGGUCGAUUGCGCCGUGUGCGAACACACGUACCACAUGAACUGCGUCAAGCCACCCCUGCUCAAAAAGCCGUCGCGCGGCUUUGCAUGGUCGUGUGCCGCAUGCAGCCGCGCCCAGGAGCGGAAGCUCGAGGCCCGUAACACGCCCAACGUGGACCCCAACAACCACGACGCCGACGACGACGAGUAUCCCGACGACGAAGAGGACGACGGCGCCGGCCUCGACACGGGCCGCACCAGCCGCACCAGCCCCGCCGACGACGACGCCCACCAGCCCGCCACGGCUGAGCAGAUCUACCAUGCCAGCCUGUGGCCCUACCGCUACCUCGGCAUCCACUGCAAGGUCGAGGAUGCCCUCGACUACGACGAUCGCAUCUUCCCGCGUGCCAGCACCCGUCUCGGCCCCCGCCACCAGGCCGUCGUGCUGCCCUGGCCCGGCCGCCCCGUGCAGUACGUCAAGCCGCUGGAGAUCAAGAAGUCGGGCCGCAAGGACGGCAAGCUCAAUAAGGAGCAGCAAGCCGCUCUUGAGGCCGAGCGCAUCAAGCGCGAGAAGCGCCCCAAGUACGUCCAGGACGAGCCCCCCGGAUGGGUUGAGAGAGGCGGGGACAGCACCGUCACGGAGCUGUUUAAGCCUCCCGAACGCUGCGGCGUCAGCAUGUCGAGUGACGCCAUGGACGAGUACAUGAACAAGGCCAGGAAGAAGGUCACAUCCCUCAAGCUACCCCCACGCUCUACCAACCUCGAGGACGUCGCCAGGGACGUGCUCUACAACAACCUGUUUGACCCCGAAAAGGCCUUGAAGGAGAUGGACUCGACCCCCCGGUCUGUCUUCAAGGAGCCGGAGCUCACGCCAGCCGAACAGAAGAAAUUCGAAGAAGGAGUCGCCAAGUUUGGCUCGGAGCUGCACAGCGUCAUGAAGCACGUCAAAACGCUGACUCCGGCCACCGUGACCCGCUAUUACUACACCUGGAAGAAGACGGAGCGAGGCAAGGUGAUUUGGGGCAACUACCCCGGCCGGAAGGGCAAGAAAGAUGCCAAGAAGGCCGAGGCAGCUGCCAACAAGAUUGCCGACGAUGUCGCAGACGACCAUGACGACUCGGCCUUCGACACGGACAAGGCGCGCGACAAGAAGAAGGAGUUCAUCUGCAAGUUUUGCAGCACCAAGGCAUCGCGCCAGUGGCGGCGGGCCCCCAAUGCUUCAGUGACUGUGGUGGCCGAGAGCGCAGGCCGCAAUUCCAACAAGGACAAGGGCGGUCAGUAUAUCCCCGCGCUUUGCCGGCGGUGCGCCGAGUUGUGGCGACGCUACGCCAUCCAGUGGGAAGACAUCGAAGAAGUCGCCAAGAAGGUCGCCCAGACUGGCGGGCGCGGGUGGCGACGCAAGGUGGACGAGGAGCUGUACAAGGAGCUCGUGGCGGCGGACGAGAUGAUGAACAACACCCGCUACCUGACCCCCGACCCAGUCGUUGCGGCAAGCCCGGCCAGUUCUCUACAGGCGCAGGCGACCCAAGAGCCGCCGCGCAAGAAACUAAAGGGUCUGCCAGACAAGGAUCCCGACCUGACGGCCUCGGAAUCGGGCAGCGUAAGCGGCGCCCCCCAUUCCAAGAAGAAGGAGAAGGCGGCCGAGAAGCAGCCAAAGCAGCAACCAGCGCCGCCUCCGCCGCCGGCGCCGGUUGCUGCUCCGCUACCCCCCAUUCUCAUGGUUCCGAAGCCGCGCACUCUCCCCUGCGCCAUAUGCCACGAGCUAGAACCACUUGGUGAUCAGCAUCUGUCCUGUAAGGAGUGCCGGUUGGCUGUACAUAGGAGCUGCUACGGCAUCAUGGAGAAUCGCGCCCCCGGGAAAUGGACCUGUGACAUGUGUCUCAAUGACAAGAGUCCCCAGGUAUCAAUACAUUACAAAUGUGUUCUCUGUCCUGUAGAGUUCACCGAGCAUGACUUUGUCGAGCCGCCUAAGGUGUCGCAUAAGAAAAAGACGGAAAAGGAGCGCGAGCGCGACCGGAUCGAGCGCGAUAACGCGCAAAAGGCAGCUGACUACUACCGCAAGAAGCAGGAGGAGAUGAACCGUCCCGUCAACCCAAGGGAGCCUCUAAAGCGAACCGCCGACAACAACUGGGUUCACGUCACUUGCGCCGUCUGGACGCCCGAGGUCAAAUUUGGCAAUACCAAGGCCCUCGGACCAAGCGAAGGCAUCCCCUCGAUUCCGCGCGCCAGAUAUGCCGAAAUGUGCAAGGUGUGCAAGAAAGACGGCGGGGCGUGCGUCCACUGCUAUCAGUGCCGCACCCCGAUCCAUGUCGAGUGCGCUCACCAGGCCGGCUACGUCCUCGGCUUUGAUAUCACUCCCGUCAAGGGCUCCCGCCGCGAUCAGCACAAUAUCGUGUCCAUUAAUGGGGAUACGGGUACCAUGUCAGCCGCUAUUUGGUGCAAGGAUCACGCACCGACCAAGACGGUUGUCCAUCACAUGCACGAGGUAGUGGACGAGAGCGGCAUGAACGCUCUCCAGCUCUAUGCGCAGAACUUCAAACAGGCCGACCUGACCUUGACGGGCUGUGCGAGAAAGGCAAACCAGAUCACGCUUGCUUCCUCGAGGAUGUCGACAUCGUCAGGAGCGGCUCCGGCGAGCCAGCAGAACCGGCGGUCGUCCAACACCAACAUGGUUAACGGAGGGUUUAGGGAACCGUCCCCAAGUGCCCUGCAGCCCGACGGCAAAAUCUGCCUGACGUGUGGCUCCGACGUCAGCCCCAAGUGGCAUGCUAUCGACCAAGCACAGGAGCGAGAGCUCACCAACGGCUACUAUGGGAAUCUCGGGACCGAGGCACAGAAGUUUGUCGAGCAGCGAAGUUUCCAGUGCCACAAGUGCAAGAAAGCAGGACGGAAACCCAACCCACACGCUCCGCGGGAACCGACACCUCCUCCGGAGCCCGUUCGGUCAACAUCCCCGAGGAUCCCCAGUCUCCGAUCGCCGGCUGGCGCCGAGCAACGACCUAGGUCAAUAAUGUGGACACCGCCCGGCCAACUACCAGGUGCACCCAUUGUACCUGUCCCGCCUCAUCCCGGGGUAUCAGGCUUGCCGCCCGGAGUCCAGGCUCCGCACGUGGCCCCGCCCCCCUUGCCGCAGACUGUCGUGCCACGAGGACCGCCUGUGCCGACUCACCCAUAUGCUACAGGCUCCCGGACAUUUACAGAUUGGCACCGAACCCCGACCGGCCACGGGCCUGCUCCGGUCCAUGAAGUCAACGGCGGACCACCUCCUCCACACUCGCCAAUGCAUCCGUUGGCCCCCCCUAACCACCUCCGACCGCAAACCAUGCCAGCUAUUGGUCACGGACCGCCGCCGCACCCCCCUCCUACUCAGAACGGGCAAAUGGCCCAGCCUUUUGUGAACGGAAUGCCGCCAUCCCCACGACGGGUUGCCGGCCCACCACCGCCGUCGCCCCAGAACGGCGGACCUUAUAUUCCAUCUCACCACAGUCUUGGUUCAGCUGAGCUGCGGCACCAUCAUAUGCCGAUGAGCCAGAUACCGCCUGUUGUCCCGGGGCCGAUUGCUCCAGAAGCGCAACAGUCUCUCUACCACCUCCGCCAGUGGAACAACCAUGGGCCUCCGCCUCCCCACCAUAGCAGCCCCCCGCUCCCCCGUGAGAGUAUCCCGUUGAGCCGAGAGCCAAGCAAUCCUCCGCCACGGGAUAAUAGGCCGGCCAGCGGGGCCAGCGCGAGCCCAUCGCUUCGCAAUCUCCUUUCUUAG
This is a messenger RNA of Lasiosphaeria miniovina, 5232 nucleotides long. RefSeq lists its product as uncharacterized. Gene Ontology annotation, biological process: histone catabolic process. NCBI's taxonomy places the organism in Eukaryota, Fungi, Ascomycota, Sordariomycetes, Sordariales, Lasiosphaeriaceae. Bases 1 to 5232 code for a protein of 1743 amino acids. Gene Ontology annotation, molecular function: chromatin binding; ubiquitin-protein transferase activity. The record is from RefSeq and is a predicted model, not a curated record. The transcript is spliced from 4 exons. Gene Ontology annotation, cellular component: Lid2 complex.